CAGCGCUUGACUUCGAUAAAAUCUCCAUCUGUUUUCUGGUGCACUGACAGGUGUUUAUAAGCACGGUGACUUCCAGAGACACGCUCAUCUUGACUGUUCCAGCAGAGCCAAGAGCAGAACAAGCCCAACAGGAUGAAGUCUCUCGCCGCUGUUCUCGUGUGCGUCGCCCUGUGCUGGGAAGGGCUCAACGCUAAGUGCCCAGAACCAACCGCCCUGAAGGACGCAAACGGUGGCAAGCUCUGUGCCCGCCUCUUCACGGACAGCCACUACGUCUUCGCCCAGAGCUGUGGAGGCGCGUCCCUGGACGUCUUCCCCGGCGACGACAUGCCCACCAUCGACCGGAAAUGGAACAACCGCGUGUCUUCGCUGGUCGUGGCCCGCAGCUGCUCCCUUACCGUCUGGGACUACGCCAAGAAGGGCGGAACGAAGCGCAAGUUCUCCACCGGCAUCCAGUACCAACUGAAGGACGUGCCCAAGGGGCUUUUUGGCAACUGGAACGACGACAUCUCGGCAUACUACUGCACCUGCUAGAGGCUAGGUAGGCCUGGCUGACAGAACUCACAGGAGAGAGACUGGUGGUUGAAUUGGUUGGAGAGAAAAAUAAUGGAACGGAAUAACGGAAGAAUGGAGGCACUGGAAUUUCACCCCAGUCACAAGAAUGUGUUGAAAAAUAAAAGUUUUCUUGUGAGAAUCUUAUAAAA
Molecule: messenger RNA, 701 nt
Organism: Alosa alosa (allis shad)
Lineage: Eukaryota; Metazoa; Chordata; Actinopteri; Clupeiformes; Clupeidae
Product: syncollin-like
Exons: 2
Coding region: 133-531 (132 amino acids)
Biological process (GO): exocytosis
Cellular component (GO): secretory granule membrane
Source: RefSeq, a predicted model, not a curated record